Molecule: messenger RNA, 794 nt
Organism: Bombina bombina (fire-bellied toad)
Lineage: Eukaryota; Metazoa; Chordata; Amphibia; Anura; Bombinatoridae
Product: proteoglycan 3
Exons: 6
Coding region: 94-696 (200 amino acids)
Biological process (GO): immune response
Source: RefSeq, a predicted model, not a curated record
GAGAGAGAUAUACCUAAAACAGGAUGAUAUAGCUACAACUGAAAGCUCCUAACUUACUGAACUAAACAAUUUGCAAAUACCUGCUGAGAAGGGAUGUCUCAUCUUUUUUUCCUGCUUCUUGUGGUUGGAGCUAUCUCUGCUCAAGAAUCUGGAGACUUUUCUUCAGGUGAAUCUCCAGAUGACUUUAUUAGUGAUGAAGAACCAACCAUCUAUGAUAAUGACCAUGAAACACCUGAUGAGUUAGACAAUGAUUCUCCUAAUGACUGCCACAUGGAGAACUACCACAAUGUAACAGUGGAAUUUGAUGAAGAAGUGGCAGAUGCUAAAGUGUGUCCUGGAAAAGCUGACUGCUCUUAUCGUUAUUUUAUAUCGGCAAGAUCAUUCUACCAAGCUCGGAGAGCUUGUCGUUGUAGACGUGGGCAAAUGUCAUCUAUUCACAGACAAAGUACUAAUUCGUUGCUGGCUAGAACGGCAAGACGGGCUAACAGGCGUACUACGUUUGCAUGGAUAGGUGCGAGGAAAGGCUGGUGGAAAUGUAGUUAUUACUUUGUGGAUGGAACUCGAUUUGACUAUACUAACUGGGCAUGUGGAUACCCUAAGGCCAAUGGAAGAUGGUGCAUUGCAAUAAAUGUUAGAACUGGUAAAUGGGUCUCUCUAAGAUGUCAUACUCGUCUACCCUUUUUCUGUACCAUCUAAGCAUUUGGAUGAAUUGCAGAUGUGUUUAUUUCACAAUGACAAAUUCGCUACACAUAACUUUGAUGAUUAUCUAAACAAUAAAGCAUAUUGAAAAAUUA